Molecule: messenger RNA, 2887 nt
Organism: Loxodonta africana (African savanna elephant)
Lineage: Eukaryota; Metazoa; Chordata; Mammalia; Proboscidea; Elephantidae
Gene: CRAT
Product: carnitine O-acetyltransferase
Exons: 15
Coding region: 346-2226 (626 amino acids)
Biological process (GO): carnitine metabolic process, CoA-linked
Cellular component (GO): peroxisome
Molecular function (GO): carnitine O-acetyltransferase activity
Source: RefSeq, a predicted model, not a curated record
GCGAGUCCUCCCUCCCGCGGGCCGCGUGCCCGCCCGCACGGCUCGUUAGCUGGGCGCAGGGCCGCCUCUACCGGCUGGCGGCAGUGACUCGGCGACCUUGGCCCGGCGGCCCUAGCGGGAACCCCCCCUCACAACAGCGGCUGCAGCGCGGACUUUGACCAGAUCAGGGGGCGGUGCAACCUGCCCGUCCUCGGGCAGGCAGCGGGAUGUUGGCCUUCGCUGCCAGGACCCUGCCCUGGCAGGUGGCUGCCUCUUGCUAGGUUCUGCUCGCCCACUUGGUAGCACAGUUAGGCUUAGAGAUCCAGCCCAAGGCAGACAGACAGGGCUGAGAACCUCAGUCCUGCCAUGGAGGACGGGCAGCGGGGAGAGAAGGUGAAGCCCUUAGGCUUCCUCAAGCCCACCUCCCUGACGAGGGUUUCCGGCCGCUUCAAGGCCCACCAGGAUGCGCUGCCCCGGCUGCCCGUGCCUUCACUCCAGCAGUCCCUGGACCAUUACCUCAAGGCACUACAGCCCAUUGUGAGCGAGGAGGAGUGGACUCAAACCAAGCAGCUGGUGGAUGAGUUUCGGACCCCAGGGGGUGUUGGGGCCCGCCUGCAGAAGGGUCUGGAGCGCAGGGCCAAGAAGACAGAGAACUGGCUGUCCGAGUGGUGGCUCAAGACGGCCUACCUUCAGUACCGUCAGCCUGUGGUCAUCUGCUCCAGUCCCGGCCUGGUGCUGCCCAAACAGGACUUUGUGGAUCUGCAGGGUCAGCUCCGGUUUGCUGCUAAACUCAUCGAGGGUGUGUUGGAUUUCAAGGCCAUGAUUGACAAUGAGACCCUGCCCGUGGAGUACCUGGGCGGGAGGCCGCUGUGCAUGAGCCAGUACUAUCAGAUCCUGUCCUCCUGCCGCAUGCCAGGCCCCAAGCAGGACUCAGUCAUCAACUUCAGCGAGACCAAGAAGCCGCCCAUGCAUAUCACCGUGGUGCACAACAACCAGUUUUUUGAGCUGGACGUAUACCACAGCGAUGGGACGCCCUUCACCUCAGAUCAGAUCUUCACACAGCUGGAGAAAAUAUGGAAUUCGUCAUUGCAGACCAACAAAGAACCCGUGGGCAUCCUCACUUCCAACCACCGGAACUCCUGGGCCAAGGCAUACAACACGCUCACCAAAGACAAGGUGAACCGAGAGUCAGUGCGGUCCAUCCAGAAGAGUAUCUUUACCGUGUGCCUGGACGCACCCAUGCCUCGGGUCUCGGAAGAUGUAUACCGCAACCAUGUGGCCGGCCAGAUGCUGCAUGGUGGUGGUGGCAAGCUCAACAGUGGCAACCGCUGGUUCGACAAGACGCUGCAGUUCAUAGUGGCAGAAGAUGGCUCCUGUGGGCUUGUAUAUGAGCAUGCAGCUGCGGAGGGGCCCCCCAUUGUCGCUCUUGUAGACCACGUCAUUGAGUUCACGAAGAAGCCUGAGCUUGUGAGGUCUCCUAUGGUGCCCCUGCCCAUGCCCAAGAAGCUGCGGUUCAACAUCACCCCAGAGAUCAAGAGUGACAUCGAGAAGGCCAAGCAGAACCUUAGCAUCAUGAUCCAGGACCUAGACAUCAUGAUAGUAUUAUUCCACCAUUUUGGAAAGGACUUCCCCAAGUCAGAGAAGAUGAGCCCCGACGCCUUCAUCCAGAUGGCCCUGCAGCUGGCCUACUACAGGAUCUACGGGCAGGCGUGUGCCACAUAUGAAAGUGCCUCCCUGCGCAUGUUCCACCUGGGCCGCACAGACACCAUCCGCUCAGCCUCCAUGGACUCACUUGCCUUCGUCAAGGCCAUGGAUGACUCCAAUGUGACAGAUCACCAGAAGGUGGAGCUGCUGCGGAAGGCCGUGCAGGCCCAUCGAGCUUAUACUGACCUGGCCAUCCAUGGGGAGGCCUUCGACCGGCACCUGCUGGGCCUGAAGCUGCAGGCCAUUGAGGACCUGGUGAGCAUGCCUGACAUCUUCAUGGACACCUCCUAUGCCAUUGCCAUGCACUUCAACCUCUCCACCAGCCAGGUCCCUGCCAAGACAGACUGUGUCAUGCUCUUUGGGCCUGUGGUCCCAGACGGAUAUGGUGUCUGCUAUAACCCCAUGGAGGGGCACAUCAACUUCUCUGUGUCAGCCUACAACAGCUGUGCUGAGACCAACGCUGCUCGCCUGGCACACUACCUGGAGAAGGCCCUCCUGGACAUGCGUGCACUGAUGCAGAGCCACCCCCGGGCCAAGCUCUGAGCCACUCGUGCUCAGACCUGCCAAUGCCACAGCCAGGGCUGAACUCCUUUGCUGGGGGCCUCCUCUCUUCCCCUGGCUUCCUCAGAUCUAAGGGGGCCAUUCCCUAGUGGGACCUGCAGGCCCAAGCCAGGUGCCUUCCAUGGGUCAUCUCAGCACCUGCUGUGACCAUCCCUAGUCUGAGGCUGAGCUCAGAGGCUGAGCAGGUUGUAAGGCCCAGGUCCCCCAGCACAUCACCCACUGAGCCCACUUCCAGGAAAGGGAAUUAGCCCAGCCUGGCCUGUGUCAGAGCGUGAGACUAAGAAAAAGUCCCUUUCCUUGCCAGCUCCAUGGCUGGGCUGAGCUCUGUAACUUGAUCCCCAAACUCCAAAGAACCUAGAGACAGAUUACCUUGAGCCAAGGGGCCCUAGGCCACCUGGGCCUUUCUGAGCUGAACACCUGAGAGCCAGGGUGUAGGGAUAGGGUGAAGGUAAGGCCCAGGCCUCCUCCCUCCCUCCUGUGUCAGUGUACCAUUCCCAUGUGACUGCCAUGCUCAUUUUCGAUAACAUGGCUCACAAGCCCUGGCCCUCUCACUUCCACUCAGCUUGAUUCCCUGACCACAUUCAUGGUUGCUGUAUAAUACUAACACACGAGGUAAUUAAUAAAGGGAAAAUCUGUUGGCGAA